UAUAUAUAUAUAUAUAUAUAUGCGUAUAGUCGAGAAUUAUGGUGAUGUUUACGUAUCUGUUACGGAGUGUUUACGGACUGAAAUUCGGGAAUAUAAGAACUAUGUACAAAAAAAUUGUAAACACAUUGAUAUUAUUAGAUGGUAAUUGACACACGGGGCAAGCUCGUAUUGUGAAUCAGUCGUGAUCAGUGAGUUGAGAGACUACUUCUACUGAAUAUGGUACGGGAAUUUCUUCUAAUUUUCACAUUAAUAUGUGUGACAAAAUGCAAAAGUUCCUCUUCUUAUUCAACGGAAAGUUUGUAUACAAUACUUGAUCGAACAACGGAAUACUUCAAAAAUCUCAGUAAUGCAUAUGAUAUAUUAAAUGUCGACACAAAUGAUAUUGACAACAAAAUUGCGAGAUAUAUGAACGAUAUGACCAAAACAAUCCUUCAAAAAAACAAGCUUCAAAAGAGAAGUCUUCAGAAUGAGACAGAACCCAGUAAAGGCGUGAACGUGCUGCAUACUUUCAACGAAAUUUUAUACCAUCAUCUACCGAACUUUCAGGAUGUAGCUUUCUUUUCUAUGCAAGAACAUCCAUCGCUCUGGUUCGCAGCUACCAUGAAUUACUCAGACAUCUUGAUUUAUCAAUUGAUUGAUGACGAAGCGUCCCUCGUCGGAACAUAUUCGCAACCCGAUGGAAAACGGAUAAUCGUGCAUAAUUAUAGCGGUGGUACGCUUAUAGUCAUGCAAGAGGGUAUUGAUGGAAUCGUCGUUCUGCGUUUUGGAAGGAACAGAGACGAAGAAUUUGAAAUCCAGUUCAAACAGGAGUUUGAAAUACCCGAAGUGACGCACAUGAAUAUGUGGCUCGGAAUGAAUCGUCUGUAUUUGGGGAUCGCUUCGGAAACGAAAAUAUAUAUUUACGUCUGGCUCGGAGAACACUUCGACAGAAUCGAUACGUUGCCCUUUGGCACGAGAAAACUCCUGCCCUUCCAGAACAAAAGUUUCAUGCACGUCAUCAUUAUGGGAUCACUUACAAAAAUAUUUCGAUUUUCCGUGCGUUCUAAUAAGUUCAUAGAAAUGCAGGGAUUACAUUAUGCUAAUGACGUCAGUUCGUUUUACUUCAAAGAAGGUCAUUUCGAAGAGCACUUUUUAGUCUUAGCCGGCAAUGAGUCCACAAUCUUGUACAAAGAGAUGUACGAUCGCUUUGUGCCGUUUCAAAGAAUCGCGCCGGCGAGCCAUGUCCAUUCUCUAAUGAUGGGGAAUACCGUGAUUCUUCUCUUGGUACAACAGGAUAUCGCAGAAAUUUAUCAAUACAAUGGCUGGAGAUUUGUAAAAUUGCCUAUGAAAUUAUCGAACAUUCAUCAGAUUCGUCCAAUUCAUUUGUACAACGAGAACGUAUUAAUGAUACAAAAUCAAGAUGAAGAAACAUGGACAUUUUUGAGACCUAUUUGGACCGUAAAGAAAACAUGGAAAUCUUUGCAGGACGAGACGAUUGCUUGGUGUUCCGAGAUCAAACAACAGAUGUCUCAAAGACCUUUGGAAAAGCUUCCGGAUUUCAAAAAUCCAGUGAUUUCAAACGCGCAUAUUGAUCAGCUUCGUGUUCAAAACUUAAACAACCGAAGUACAGAGGAAUUCAUCCACUUGAUGCAACGAUACAAGAGUACAAUCGACAAAUUAAAUCUGACUAAAAGCUUCUUGGCACAAGAAGAAGAUGCCAAAUCUAAGCAGAUCUUGCGUGGCAGGAAGAUCACAGUAAAGUGCAAGACGGAUUGUUACGUUCAUCGUAUAGUCGUAAAUGAUGGAGUCCUUAAAUCUAUUAAUAAAGAGAGAUUCAAGAAAUCGAAAUCUUCUAAUCAGACCAUACACUUUGCUCAAAUGAAAGCGAAGACAAUAGAUAAUUGGAAAUGUCCCAUUCCUAAUUUUAACAUAGAUGAUAUAUUCGUUAAGGAAUCUGUUAACGGGAUAUCGAUACAAGACCUAAAAGAAACUUUAAAAGUUUCAGGAAAUCAAGUAGUUACAGGUAAACACACAUUUACCGAUUUGCAUACCAAGAUAGCUUACUUGCCGUUAGAUAUCGCAACAAUACACACUGAGGAAGAAGUGUACAUGAAAGAAGUGAGAGUAAAAGAAUUGUUUCUAAUCAACGAUGAAUUCUUUUUGCCAUUAAAUGGUACCACGACCGUAAUGAAUGGUUCGAUAAGUGCUGCGAAAGUGAGAUUCACAGGACUUGUCAAAACAACAGGCAAGAUAGAAGGAAAGGGAGUUGAAAGAUUAAGGCCAUUAAGAGAGAUCUAUGAACCUCUGACAUUGUCCGGCGAUCGAUUUCUGCAAGACGUGACGUUCAGAAACAUCGUCAAAGCUAAGGAUAUUGUCAGACUUCGCGGGCGAUCGAUGAAAGAGAUCUUGAAGAAUAGUAUACCGCUGGAUUCUGAUGUACCAGCACAUUUAAUACUGUCCAGCGACAAAACACAAUUUAACAACGUGACUUUGUGGGACUAUGUUACCACAAAUUGGGUAACAAAGAAUUCUCCUGAACCCAUUAUUAUUUCUGGUGCAAAAUUCACAAAUAAUAGCGUCGCUUUAUCAAACGCUACCUAUGAAAAUCUUCCUAUUCCAAAAUUGACAGUUCCUCUUUGUGUCGCGGAAGUUGUCACUCCGGAAAUUAGAACUUCUUCAAUAACAAUGGGCGAUAUAAUUGUAAAAAAUUUAAAUGUCUCGCAUAUUCUUGGAGCUCAUAAUUUAAAUGCAACUGUUUUCGAUUCGGUAUCAGCUUUGCAAAGCGUCGAUUUUUCAACGAAGCGAUUUAUAGGCAAAGUUUUUAUAAAGAAUAUAUCAGCGUCAGUAGUUAAAGGAAUAAAUCUAAAAGAUUUUGAAAUUGAAAUGAACAAGUGGAUAGAUGUAAAUCGCCUCAAAGGACCGAUAAAUGUUAACAAGCUUGUUGUUGAUAAUCUCGAAACACCAGUUUAUCUUAAUCUGUCUUUACCUACGAGAGUAAAGAAUGUAAUUGUAAAAGGGGAUAGUGACAUCAGAAACAUCAAUAAUAUAAAUAUACAGUCUUUUAUGGAAAAUGUAUUAAAAGUGGACGAUCUAAUAUCUUUAGAACACGUAACAUUCGCUCAUGGAUUUAUAUCGGAUCAUGUAUACGCCUCUCGUUCGACAUUAAAAUUUCCGCAUUUAGAUGCAUAUCUCAAUUUGAAUUCAAAACAAAUUGCUACAACUUUAAGUACGGAUGAGAUAAACGUUCCCCAGACUUUCGGUUACAUCGCGAAUGAUAUGCCAUCGACAUUUAUUAUACAAGGAUCAGCUACAUUUUUGAAAGAACCAAUUGUACAAAAUAUAAACAAUGUGAAUCUGACUGAAUUAUCCGAAAAUGUAUGGAUGGCAAAUCAAGAUACAAUUUUACUUGACAGCAACUUAAACUUUGAAAAUAUAACUCUGAAAGGAGAUAUCUAUAUAAAUAAUUUUAAUAAUUCAUUGAACAUAAAAUUGUGGACAGAUAUGAUGUGCAAGUUUUUAAGCAAAACGAAGAAACAAUUUAUUACUGUAGUUCCAUCGUUUAAGAACGUCGAGGUAUACAAUAUCAAUGCAGAGAACACUUCAAUUAUUCAAUCUUCAGAUUUGGAUUUGAAUGAAUUGCUAACAAAUUCCUUAAUGAAAGAUAUGCCACAAACUAUAAAUGCCUCGUGGCAUUUUGAGGAAUUGUACAUAAAUAAUAUGUAUUGGGAUGGUAAAUUUAAUGGUAUUGACUUAAACAAGGAUAUCGUUAGAUAUGAUGCGAAACAGAAUAUUGUUACCGGAAAAAAAAUGGUAUCAAAUUUGAUAACCAAAGAUCUUUGGCCAUUAAAUAUAAAGUUCUCAAACUUUACCAAAUAUGCUCUAAUUCAAAAAUGUCAAAAGUUGUCUAUAAUUAAGGGUCAAAAAACCUUUAAUAAUAUCUCCUUGAAUAAUUUAAGCGUCAAAGGUAGGAUUAUGGGUCGCGAUGUCGAAAACGCAUUACUGAAAUCUGGAAAUCAAACGCUGUUCAGCAUCAGAGAGAUACGAGGCGAGCUUAAUGCACCAUCUUUUACUAUUGAUGGCACCGUGAAUGACGUGAAUAUAACGGCGUUAAUAAACGAGCAAAUGAAAAAACAUAAAACGUUGCAAACGAUAGAAAGUGAAAUGGAUUUCAGAAAUGAGCUUAUAAUUUUCGGAAAUAUCACAAUCGCCGGACUUUACGAAAAAACGGACUUAAGUAAUAUUACUGAUCAAAGUGAUACUGACAAGGUCUUGAAUAGAUUGACGAGAGUCAUGGCAUCGUCGGAGGACAUAAAAAUCGCAUUGCAAAAUCGUGCCAUUUAUGUGAACAAAUUUGAAGUAGUAGACGAGAAUAUGUUACAAAUCGCAUCUAAUACUUCUAACGCAGAGGAAUAUGAAUCUGAUACAAAAAAUAUGAAUCUUAAUAGCACUUGUCUUUGUGAAGCAGAAAAUAUUUCCUCGGUUUGUAACGAUACAAAAUUAUUAAAGUUUCUCGCCGGUACGAAUUCCAGCAUAUUCUUGACGAAGAAAUUGUUACUGCUAGACGACAUUAUAUUUGUGGUAUUAGCGUCAACAGAUUAUGUCUCAGUUUAUUCAUAUAUCAUUACAGAAGAAAAAUUUCAUCAGAUAGUAGGAUUGUACGUGCCUGAUAUACUUCAAGUAUCUGCGGAACUGAUUGACGAUUUAUUGUGGAUCUUUUUGCGACUGUCCGAAGAAACCUUGAUAUUACGUUAUCAAUCGUGGAAAAAAGAAUUCGAGCAACUCGUUUUGCCGAGUUCCGACGCGUUUGUAAUCAGUAAGACGCCGAACAAUCAACAUUUGCUAAUUCGAUCUGACGGUAUGUGGAAUCUCGCAGGUGUUUUCCGUCCAGAGCACAUUUUUAAAAUAUCUCUGAACGGGCAAAUAGAGACGUUCGCUCUCGGCGCCGAUUAUUACGUUAAAGCGACAACAGAAAAUAGUACGAUUGUAUUAAAAGCACGAUAUGUGGGUAAUUAGAAUGUAUAGGUAUAGUAUAAUCCUGUAUAGGUAUUUAGUAUAAUUCUCGCGGAGAGCUCAUUUGAAUCAUUUGAAUUCGUGAAACUUAUAAUAGCUAUAGUUCCUUUUUUAUAUUUAUCAUUUCUAUUUAUAAUAGAUUAAAAAAAAGAAACGAGAG
Pogonomyrmex barbatus (red harvester ant) is the source of this 5149-nucleotide messenger RNA. RefSeq lists its product as uncharacterized. The record is from RefSeq and is a predicted model, not a curated record. Lineage: Eukaryota; Metazoa; Arthropoda; Insecta; Hymenoptera; Formicidae.